CAGAUCAGUUCGUUCAGACGUUAACUUUCCAAUGGAGAAUAUCGUGACCCUGAAGAACUGACCUGAGAACAGCAGUUUUUAAUCAGGCGUUUUUCCCAUGUGUGUUAAGCAACAGCGGUUCUGCAAAGGUUAAAGCCGACAUGAGCGUUCUGUUUCAGAACCUGGGCUGCUGGCUGGUCCAGAGUAAAGCCCCGCAGAGCCGAGCCGUCAGAUUGGUUCACAGUUUAAUUCAAAGGGACGCUGGGCUGAAACAUACGCUGCCAUCGCGGGCAGAUCUCUGCUACCUGGUGAGUGUGAGUCGGUGGCACACCUGCAGAAGAACACAAUGGCUGAAGCUUUACGGUUUAAGAUCAUCUUCCUCGAUGCCUCCACCGCCUUCAUCAGGCGAGAAGUCCAAGAAGUCAGGGCCUGUGACGUGGAAAUCUUUAGCAGUCACGUUUGCUAUCGGAGGUGCUCUGCUGGGAGGGAUGAAGUAUUUCAAGAAAGAAAAGGAGGAAUUGAUUGAAAAGGAGCGAAACAAAACGAUCGGCAGGCCAGCGUUGGGCGGCCCUUUCUCGCUCAUCGAUCAGAACAACAAGCCCUCCAAGAGUGAGGACUUCCUCGGUCGAUGGAUCCUCAUCUACUUUGGUUUCACGCACUGCCCCGACAUCUGCCCGGACGAGAUAGAGAAAAUGAUUGAAGCGGUGGAUGGAAUAGACAAGAUCCAGUCUCUUCCGAACUUGACGCCCAUCCUCAUCACUAUAGAUCCUGACAGAGAUACUCCAGAGGCCAUGGCUGCAUAUGUGAAAGAGUUUUCCCCGAAGCUGAUUGGUCUGACGGGGACGACGGCUCAGGUCGAGGAGGUCUCCAGAGCCUACAGAGUGUACUACAGUCAGGGGCCGAAGGAUGAAGACAACGACUACAUCGUUGAUCACACCAUCAUCAUGUACCUCGUAGGACCCGACGGACAGUUUGUGGAUUAUUUUGGACAGAAUAAACGAAGUGUGGAGAUCAUCAGCUCGAUAGCAGCUCACAUGAGGAAGUAUAAGAAGGGGAACUGAUGGGCAGCCCAUGAAAGCCCACCAUGAACUGACAGUUUAUCUUCAGGUGUUUAAUUGCUGCUGUCUUAUCACUUUGUAAACACAAAUGUAUAAAGGCACUUUUCUUUCUUUUUA
Molecule: messenger RNA, 1154 nt
Organism: Girardinichthys multiradiatus
Lineage: Eukaryota; Metazoa; Chordata; Actinopteri; Cyprinodontiformes; Goodeidae
Product: protein SCO1 homolog, mitochondrial-like
Exons: 7
Coding region: 141-1040 (299 amino acids)
Biological process (GO): mitochondrial respiratory chain complex IV assembly
Source: RefSeq, a predicted model, not a curated record